AUUUUAUCAAAGAAAAGCAUGGGUGAUCAAAACAAGUAUUAUGAGUCCAUGGAAUGCAAAAAGAGGGGAAGACUAGUUCCUUUCUGGACAGUAGAGACUGCUUUCCAACGCAACUUUCUCCACAAAAUCACAUAUGCAAAUCACACUCAUCAAAACACCCAAAUUUCCGUUUCCUUUCCUUCCACCAAUCGGCUAAUAAGAAGACUCCAACCGACGUAAAAGACUGACUAAAAACAACCAAAAGAUAGGAGUGCCAUUACCACACACACGACAAGCAACAAGGAAGAAAUGUACAUCACUUCGACCCCAUCAACCCCACCCCCUUAAUUAAGUCAUCGAAAAUUUGCUCGGCGCACUCCGCACCACACACGAUCUCAACCCCCACCUGUCUCUCUCUCUCCUCUCAUCUGCGUCUGCUCUGCCUUCUUUCCUUGAGGGUGGGCAGGUAGGUAUGGCUUCGUGCGUGAGCGACACGGCUCGAACACUCGGCUGCAAGGAAGUGCCAGCGACUCACCUCAAGCUCAUCCACUUUCAGUGAUCUUCUUAACCAGUGUUUGGAUAUUCUUCCCCUGUCCUCCUGGCUCGUUACUUCCAAGCAAGCCCGUACGAUAAGGGAUUUGUAAUCAAGUGCUUCGCUGCUGGAGUCAUCCUUUCGACCUCCUUAGUCCACGUCCUCCCCGACGCCUUCGGCGCCCUGUACGACUGCCACGUCGCGUCUCGUCAUCCGUGGAAAGACUUCCUCGCCGGGCUGGUGACGUUGGUCGGGGCUCUGCUGGCUCUUUUCGUGGACUUAACCGCAAGCUCCCACGUGGAGCACAGCCAUACGAGUGGGGAUUAUUUACCGGUCGUGACAGAGGACGGAUCAGUGGGAAAAAAAGUUGGGAAAUCGAACGAGGAAUUAGUGAAGCUGAAGCAGAAGCUGGUUUCUCAGGUUUUGGAGAUUGGGAUCAUUUUCCAUUCGGUAAUCAUCGGAUUGACGAUGGGGAUGUCGCAAAAUCAGUGUACGAUCAGACCACUGGUUGCUGCGCUCUCCUUUCACCAGGUCUUCGAAGGCAUGGGCCUUGGCGGCUGCAUUGCUCAGGCAGGUUUCAGUGUGGGAACAGUGGCAUACAUGUGCGUCAUGUUUUCAGUGACGACCCCAAUGGGAAUAUUGUUGGGAAUGACAGUGUUCUCAUUGACGGGAUACGACGACAGCAGCCCAAAUGCCCUGAUAAUGGAAGUGCUGGGUUCUCUAUCGUCGGGUAUUCUCAUUUACAUGGCUUUGGUUGAUCUCAUUGCCGUUGACUUCUUCCACAACAAAUUGAUGGGUUCACAGACGUGGUUGAAGAAGGCUUCGUUCAUCGCCCUAGCCCUUGGCUCUACCUCCAUGUCUAUCCUUGCACUCUGGGCUUGAAAUUUUGUAUCUAUCUAUAUAUAUCUUGAAAAACAAUACAAAAUUCCAUUUCCAUAUCAACAUAUGACAAAAUGCAUGGAAUUGGAUUAAUAGAUAUGCAUGUCUUAUAAUUUACAUACUUUUGCUGCUAGAUUGAAAGUCAGGAAGAACAUUAAGAGUACUGAACAUGAUAGACAAAUAAAAGAGAAAGUCAUUGGUAAAA
Theobroma umbraticum is the source of this 1595-nucleotide messenger RNA. It is a transcript of the gene ZIP6, whose product is annotated as ZIP metal ion transporter family. Gene Ontology annotation, cellular component: plasma membrane. The record is from RefSeq and is a predicted model, not a curated record. Gene Ontology annotation, biological process: zinc ion transmembrane transport. Lineage: Eukaryota; Viridiplantae; Streptophyta; Magnoliopsida; Malvales; Malvaceae. Gene Ontology annotation, molecular function: zinc ion transmembrane transporter activity.